Messenger RNA from Marmota monax (woodchuck), 1330 nucleotides. It is a transcript of the gene Macrod1, whose product is annotated as mono-ADP ribosylhydrolase 1. The coding region runs from base 156 to 1130 and encodes 324 amino acids. Gene Ontology annotation, molecular function: ADP-ribosylglutamate-[protein] hydrolase activity. Lineage: Eukaryota; Metazoa; Chordata; Mammalia; Rodentia; Sciuridae. Gene Ontology annotation, cellular component: nucleoplasm. The record is from RefSeq and is a predicted model, not a curated record. The transcript has 11 exons. Gene Ontology annotation, biological process: purine nucleoside metabolic process; DNA damage response; peptidyl-glutamate ADP-deribosylation.
GCGCCCGGGUUUUCUGGCCGCUCCGCCCGCCGGCUCGAAGCAGGUCGCCACGGGCUGGCACGCGCCACCCGGUCCCCGAGUAAAUAGGGAGAGACUCUCCCGAGCACCUUAAAUAGAGUCCAAGUGGGCGGGCAACUGCCCCGCGCCGCCUGCUCAUGUCUCUGCUGAGCCGAGUGUCCCGCCGCCUGGCACAGCUGCGCUCGGCGGGGCAGCUGCUGGUCGCCUCGCGCCCCUGGCCGGGCCCCUCGGGUCCCACGCGGACCCGCAGCAGUGCGAGCGGCCCUCCGGCGUCCCUGGGCUUGCACGGCCCCCGCGCGCUGACCUCGGCGGGAGUUGGGGCUUGGGGGGCGGAGGCGGUGGGGCGGAGACCCGGGGUGCGCACCUGGGCCCCCCUGGCCAUGGCGGCGAAGGUGGACCUGAGCACCUCCACCGACUGGAAGGAGGCAAAAUCCUUCCUGAAGGGCCUGAGUGACAAGCAGAGGGAGGAACAUUACUUCUGCAGGGACUUCAUCAGGCUGAAGAAGAUCCCCACGUGGAAGGAGACGGCAAAAGGGGUGGCGGCAAAGGUGGAGGAGCCCAAGUUCAAGAAGGACAAGCAACUCAAUGAGAAGAUCUCCCUGUUCCGUGGUGACAUCACCAAGCUGGAGGUGGAUGCCAUCGUCAACGCCGCCAACAGCUCCCUGCUUGGAGGUGGAGGUGUGGACGGUUGCAUUCACCGGGCCGCCGGACCCCUGCUCACCGACGAGUGCCGGACCCUGCAGCACUGCGAUACCGGCAAGGCCAAGAUCACCAGUGGCUAUCGACUGCCGGCCAAGUACGUCAUCCACACGGUGGGGCCCAUUGCCCACGGGGAGCCCAGCGCCAACCAGGCUGAGGAGCUCCGCAGCUGCUACCUUAGUAGCCUCGAUCUGCUGCUGGAGCACCGGCUCCGCUCGGUGGCGUUCCCUUGCAUUUCCACCGGCGUGUUUGGCUACCCCAAUGAGGCGGCGGCCGAAGUAGUAUUGGCGGCGCUGCGCGAGUGGCUGGAGCAGCACAAAGACAAGGUGGAUCGGCUGAUCAUCUGCGUAUUCCUUGAGAAGGACGAGAACAUCUACCGGCAGCUUCUGCCCCACUACUUCCCCGUGGCCUGAGGCUCCCCGCAGCCCAGCCUGAGCAGGACUGACCUGUCUGGGCCUGCAGGACCUCGCUCCCAGCUCUGAGAGGUAGCUGAAGCCUGCGGUCUGGGCCUGGGCAAGGCCAUGCUGUUCUUUCCUUCAGCUCCACACCCCACCCCGCUCCCAGCCCCCUGCCCCUAAGGAGCCUCUUAAUAAAAUGACUAUUUCAGCUCCCA